Pediculus humanus corporis (human body louse) is the source of this 1038-nucleotide messenger RNA. RefSeq lists its product as uncharacterized. The transcript is spliced from 3 exons. The record is from RefSeq and is a predicted model, not a curated record. NCBI's taxonomy places the organism in Eukaryota, Metazoa, Arthropoda, Insecta, Psocodea, Pediculidae. Bases 1 to 1038 code for a protein of 345 amino acids.
AUGGCUUUGAACAGGCCGUAUAAAGACGGGGAAAAUGAUGGAAAAGUCGAGACAGCAAACGAAAAAGAUAAAAUCGAUGGAUUGAUUCGGAUAAGCGGUGAAAGAGACGAGAAAAAAAAAAUGUGCUACGAAGAUGAUGACAAAGAACAGAAUAAAAAGAAAUGCAAAAAUAAUAAUAAGGAGAAGGAAGAAGUCAAAUCGAAAGAAAGUCCGAAUAAAAAUGAUAAUAAAACGUCGACGGAAAAGGAAAUGAUGAAAGAAAAAAAAAAUGAUGAUGAUGAAGAAAAACGUGAACAUUUUCCAUGCGUUAAUGUCAAUGAUGAGGAUUAUUAUGACGAUAAUAACGUCUUUGUCGAGAGUAGCGACGCUUGUGGCGGAAAUUUAAACGAAGAAAAGGAAAUACGCCAUGUUGAAAAUGUCAAAAAACGUAAUGAAAAAGAUGAAAUGAAAAUUAUAACCGGUCAAAAACAUUUUUAUACACAAAAACAAAUCGAUUCGUUUACCGUUAGAGUAUUAGCCAUAGAAAAAACAUUAGAAAAUAGUGAAAAUCGAGUCGAACAAUUGUCGAAAACAAACAUAACGACGACGACAACAACAACAACCGGAGCAACAACAACAAUCGAUAAAGAUCAUUUAACACAUCAACGUCAAUAUUUAACAUCGGAAGUAACGAGAGCGAGAUCUCCAUCAAUGCCUAACACAUUAAUGUUGGGCGUACCUAAAGAUGGUGACGAUCGAGAAAGUUCUUUCGAUGAUACGUCAUCAUGUGGUUCAUCGAGAUACGGUUUGGGUCCUUUGCUAGAAGUUAAAAGACCUCAUUGCACUCUCAAUUGCGAAUAUUGUAAAGUUGUUUUGGAAGAAAGGUUUAAGCACAAAAUCGUUGAAAACGUCAAAAAUGGUCAAAAACCAAGUUUUCGGCCGAUCGUCGAUGAUUUAUACAGAGAUGAUCCAAGCUCAAAAGACGUCGUGGCACUAAUGAAAAAAUGUUGGGGAGAAGAUCCCGCGGAUCAUUCGGGAUUUAAAGUGGAAGAAGAAUAA